GUGAUAUUACUGACUAUAACCACAAUAUUUACUGGACCAUCGUGAUUAGCUACACCGAACAGUGAUCAUUCAACAUUACGUUUCUAUAAUACGUUUAGAUGCCAGUAGUGUUAACACUGUCACCGUAUAGUAAUUCUUUUAAUUUUUCUCGCGAUAAUUGAACAAUUAUUUGUAGUUUUAACACUUAUUUGAAUAUUAUCUUAAAAAUCAUUUUGCGAUAAAAAAAAACGAACUGAGAACUUAUAUUUUUAAUUCUUAUAGUAACUCGUUUUGUUUCUCAAAUUGUCCAUAAAAUUUGAAUAACAUCAGUGUGAUGUAGUUUUGACACUUAGACUUGUUUUAUAUGAAAAUGUGUGCUAACGAAAACGAAACUGUAGAUAUACGUCAUUAUACAAACUGGAGAUCUAAUUUGAUUGAAUUAGAAGAACGUAAUCGUAUGGAAAGACCUAGUCGGGUUUUCAGUAGCCUCCAUCAUACCAUGCCUCCAGUGUUAACAGACUCGAAUAAUAUGGAACCAAAUGAACAAUCUCGUAGAUCAAGAGAUUAUUCUUCUUAUUUUGAAACUCAUAACAAUUCAUCACGUUUUGGAAGUAGUGCAUCAAAUGGUGAUAAUGUAAGAAAUCGUUCACCAUUUGUUAGAUUUACUAUUACUGACCCAGAAACGAGACAAAUUACGGUUGCUGGACAGUAUCCAUUGAAUAGUACACCGCCUGAUAAUUUUACAAGCACUGUUACAACUACCAAUGCUGAAAUAGCUGAUGUACCAAUUAAUGAGGAUAGUGAUGAUGAACCUGUGAUCCUUGAACGAAGACAUUAUUUUGAUAAUAGACGUUUAGUGGAUCAUUUUAGUUCAAUGUCACAUAAUCCUCAACAAUCUAGAAAUAUUAGAUCUGGAAGAAGAAUAUUUUCAGAACAUCCUUAUUUUAUAAGAAAUAAUUUAGAUAAUUAUCCAAUUUAUCACUCAAAUAGGAUUAAUAAUCGGCGUGUUCGUUUUUCUUCAUCAAAUCAAAUUUAUAGUGAUGUUAAUGAUAGACCCCAAACUCCAGAACAAGAACUUCCUGAUGUUCUUGAACAAGAUAUGGAGCUAGAAAACUCAUACGAAGCAGAGUAUCAUGACCAAGAAAGUAUGUCUAGUGUAUCAACUCGAAAUGAUGUAGAUUCUGGCGAUGAUGAUAGGUCUGUAAAUUUCUCCAUUUCUGGAACUCCUGUCUUAAAUGUAGAUGAGGAAAAUUUGGAUACUAUUGAUAUUAAUAAUGAAACUCCAAGAACAAGAGUUGUACCAUUCAUAAUGUCACCUAUACCUUUAAGCCCACAAACUGAUUCUCCAACAAAUACACCUGCCUCAAAUCAGAAUAACAAUGCAUCUACACCAUUUGAAUUUGUUGAUCAUGAUGAUGAAAAUCAUAAUAUAAUGUUCAGAGAUCCUGAGAAUAGAGUUACAGAAGAUACUGCAACUGUACUUGUUGAAGAUCAUCCAGAAACAUAUGUAGAUCUUAACGAUCAGUUGAUUCGUUUAUUUGAGUGUCCAGUAUGUUUUGAACAUAUUGUCCCUCCUAUUUUUCAAUGUUUACUUGGACAUUUGAUUUGUAGUAAAUGUGUACUUAUGUGUGAAAAUUGUCCAACUUGUAGAAAUGCUUUCAAUUCAAAACGUAAUCUGUACAUGGAAAAAGUUGGUUACUUAGUAAAAUUUCCAUGUAAAAAUGCUUUGACCGGGUGUAAGCAACAAAUGUUUUUAAGUCAAAAAAAAGUGCAUGAACAAGAAUGUUGUUACAGACACUAUCAAUGCUUUUUCACAAAUUGUGCUUGGAAAGGAUAUUAUCCUGAGUUGCAUGUACAUAUGAGUGAUAAUCACCAUAAUUACAUACUGAAUGGUACAGAUCAGGCUCUUGAUAUCAUGAUUCUUCAUAUAAAUCAAACUUACAAAUGGUUUUUAUUAGCUCAUAGUGAAUAUUUUGCAGUUAUUGCUCAAGUAUCUAAUCGAACCAAAGGUGUUAAGAUUCAGGUCAACUAUAUUGGACCAGCAAUCAAGGCAAAGCAAUUUAAAUUUACUAUUGUACUUUCUCAACGUAAUGAUCAUAAUGAGUCAUUACAAAAGUUAACAUAUGAGAGGACAACUCUCCCGUACACAGAAAAUAAUGAUAUGUCCAACAACAUUGGUCUAAAAAAAGAUAUUUUUUCUUUUCCUGGGGAAGUAAUCGAACCAUAUUUUAAAUUCAGGCGUCGUCGAUUACCAAUUGUUCUUAAAGUUAAUCCUGUAUCUAUUUAAUUUUUGAUGAAUAUUAAUGUACAAAAGUAUAUUAUAUACAAAUGUAAUGUUAAUUUAUAAUUA
Sipha flava (yellow sugarcane aphid) is the source of this 2329-nucleotide messenger RNA. RefSeq lists its product as uncharacterized. Gene Ontology annotation, biological process: multicellular organism development; proteasome-mediated ubiquitin-dependent protein catabolic process. The record is from RefSeq and is a predicted model, not a curated record. The coding region runs from base 344 to 2266 and encodes 640 amino acids. Gene Ontology annotation, cellular component: cytoplasm. NCBI's taxonomy places the organism in Eukaryota, Metazoa, Arthropoda, Insecta, Hemiptera, Aphididae. The transcript has 11 exons. Gene Ontology annotation, molecular function: zinc ion binding; ubiquitin conjugating enzyme binding; ubiquitin protein ligase activity.